This is a messenger RNA of Metarhizium brunneum ARSEF 3297, 954 nucleotides long. It is a transcript of the gene ILV6, whose product is annotated as Acetolactate synthase small subunit. Gene Ontology annotation, cellular component: acetolactate synthase complex; mitochondrial nucleoid. Gene Ontology annotation, biological process: branched-chain amino acid biosynthetic process. The record is from RefSeq and is a predicted model, not a curated record. Gene Ontology annotation, molecular function: acetolactate synthase regulator activity. NCBI's taxonomy places the organism in Eukaryota, Fungi, Ascomycota, Sordariomycetes, Hypocreales, Clavicipitaceae.
AUGGCCUCCCUCCGGUCGUGCGCCGCUCCCCUGCGCUGGGCGACCAAAUCCUCAACCCUCAGCUUCGUGCGAUACAACUCCUCCCACAGCAGCUCAACCUCUGCCAUUGCCUACAAGGCUCUUCGAAAUCGCUCUGCCCCCUUGCCCGUGACCAACGCCCCGCCAGCAUGGUCCGCCCAAGCCGCCGUUUCCAACAUCCUCUACGAAACGCCCACGCCGUCCAUGGCCCCGCCGAAGCGCCAUAUCCUCAAUUGCCUGGUCCAGAACGAGCCUGGUGUCCUCUCUCGUCUUUCUGGUAUUCUGGCAGCUCGUGGGUUCAAUAUCGACUCGCUAGUCGUGUGCAACACCGAGGUGGAGGACCUGUCUCGGAUGACCAUUGUCCUGACUGGCCAAGACGGCGUUGUCGAGCAAGCUCGUCGACAGCUGGAGGAUCUUGUCCCCGUCUGGGCCGUGCUUGAUUACAGCAAUGCUGCUCUUGUUCAGCGUGAGCUGCUCUUGGCCAAGAUCAACAUCCUGGGCCCCGAGUACUUUGAAGAACUGCUCUCUCACCAUCGUGAGAUAACGGCCGGCGAAUACGACCGCGAACAUACUCCCGAAGGUGCUGAACAAGCUCAGUCUUUGGAAGAGACGUCAGCCGACUUCCACCCUAGCAAGCUGGCAGCCAGUGAGGCUUUGCGUCACAAGCAUGAGCACUUGAAGACUAUCACCUAUUUUACUCAUCAGUUUGGUGGCAAGGUUUUGGACAUCAGCACCAUUAGCUGCAUUGUCGAGCUCUCCGCUAAGCCCACUCGAAUCGACUCUUUUCUCAAGCUCAUUGCUCCCUUUGGUAUCCUCGAGUCGGCCCGUACCGGUCUGAUGGCUCUGCCUCGUUCUCCUCUCCGUGGCCCUGCUGAGGAACCUCUAGUCAAGGAAGCCGAGGAGGUAGUUGACGCCAGCCAGCUCCCCCCUGGUUAA